This is a messenger RNA of Thermothelomyces thermophilus ATCC 42464, 741 nucleotides long. RefSeq lists its product as uncharacterized. Gene Ontology annotation, biological process: translation. Lineage: Eukaryota; Fungi; Ascomycota; Sordariomycetes; Sordariales; Chaetomiaceae. The transcript is spliced from 5 exons. Gene Ontology annotation, molecular function: structural constituent of ribosome. The coding region runs from base 37 to 486 and encodes 149 amino acids. The record is from RefSeq and is a predicted model, not a curated record. Gene Ontology annotation, cellular component: ribosome; cytosolic large ribosomal subunit.
CCGCAUUGCUGCCUGUUCAACGUCCAUACCGCCAAGAUGUCCAACGUCUCUGCUGACCUCAUCUGGGAGGUGUCCCGCCUCCAGAACUCCUACCUCGUCAAGACGAAGACGGGCCAGUUCUCGCGGGACCCCCUUAACCUGACGAACCUGCACUCGCGCAAGUAUGCUGGUUUCGCCAACGACAAGGCUAUCGGCAUCUCUCCCAACGAGAAGGGUGGCGUCAAGGUGAUCAGCAAGAAGCCCGCUGCGACCAACAAGCCGGCCUCGAGCCUCUACACCGUCACCUACGGCGGUAACAAGACCUCGCGCAAGACUUACCGGGCCGUUGCCAACCAGGCCGCCAAGAACGGCUACCGCCCCGACCUCCGUGCCGCCGCGGUCGCCCGUGCCAGCGCCAUCCGCCGCUCCCAGAGGCCCGUGAAGCCCGAGCCCGAGCGGAAGCUGAGGGGCAAUGCCGCCAAGAAGGCUGCUGCUGCCAAGCAGUAGAUGGUUGACGAGGAACAGGACAAGUCGGAAAGGCAGCUCUGCAUGAGCUCUCAAAACCUCGCGUCGAGGAUUACUUGACAGAUGGUGGAAUGCGGGGCAAUAGGACAGGACGGAUUUCCAAACCUUGCAUUCCGGGAACGGCCACGGCGUUUGAUAUCCAAAGAAUCAGUACUCAAGCGGGGUCAUCGCAACCCGGAUGGCGUUGCGGCACAAUACAUGUGAUGAGAGCAGAAUCAACUGCGUGCCAAGCCUUUA